This is a messenger RNA of Odontomachus brunneus, 1399 nucleotides long. RefSeq names its product odorant receptor 13a-like. The record is from RefSeq and is a predicted model, not a curated record. NCBI's taxonomy places the organism in Eukaryota, Metazoa, Arthropoda, Insecta, Hymenoptera, Formicidae. Gene Ontology annotation, biological process: sensory perception of smell; detection of chemical stimulus involved in sensory perception of smell. The transcript has 6 exons. Gene Ontology annotation, cellular component: plasma membrane. Gene Ontology annotation, molecular function: odorant binding; olfactory receptor activity. The coding region runs from base 95 to 1312 and encodes 405 amino acids.
UGACCGAAGGAUAGAAUGUUCGCAUCCGUCAGUCGUCGGCAUACGUCAGUGGCAUACGUGUAACGUGAUCGAGCAACAAUAAACCUUCUGGACAAUGUCGAUGAGCAACGACAGCAUGAUAUUUCGGAACCUUAAUUACAGGUCCGACACCGAGUACGUGGUGAAGGUUGCCAAGACCCUGUUAACUCCAAUCGGCAUUUGGCCGCUCUACCGCGGCAACUCCACCUCUGACAAGAUCAAGACUUACCUUCAGACAAGUGUAAUAUUCUGCUUUAUGUGCUUUUUGCUUAUUCCGCACGUCAUAUACACCUUCUUCGACGCGGAGGACUUGAGUAGAUAUAUGAAGGUCAUAGCCGCUCAAGUGUUCAGCCUGCUCGCCAUCAUUAAGUUCUGGACAAUGAUCAUCAAUAGGGAUGGCAUUAGAUAUUGCUUGCAACAGAUGGAGAUCCAAUACAAAGACGUAGAGUGCGAGGAGGAUCGACUGGUGAUGACGAAGAGCGCCAAGAUUGGUAGGCUCUUUACCAUAACUUACCUGGGAUUGUCAUACGGUGGUGCUUUACCUUAUCACAUAAUCAUGCCAUUAUUGGAGGAGAGAGUCGUGAAAGAAGACAAUACAACACAGAUACCUUUACCAUAUUUAAGUGAUUAUAUCUUCUUCGUGGUAGAAAACUCGCCGUUUUACGAGAUCCUUUUCGUCUCGCAAAUAUUAAUCAGCAGUAUUAUCCUUUCCACUAACUGCGGCGUUUAUAGCUUGAUUGCUACCUGUGUGAUGCAUGCUUGCUGUUUAUUCGAAAUCGUUCGCAGACAACUGGGAACAGUCCUCAACGAUGGAACCAAUCACUUGCACAAACGACUCGGCCGCAUAAUCGAAAAUCAUAUACGAGCCAUUAGAUUUGCUGAGAUGAUUGAGAACUCAUUGAACAUUGUUUUCUUAUGCGAAAUGGUUGGAUGCACUAUUAUUAUAUGUUUCUUAGAAUUUGGAGUCCUCAAGGAAUGGGAAGACGGAGAAACCUUAGCUAUGGGCACGUAUUUUGUUUUGAUGACAUCGAUGUUCGUAAACGUCUAUAUUAUAGCAUUCAUUGGUGAUCGUCUUAAAGAAGAGAGUGAGAAAAUAGGAGAAUCGUCAUAUUGCAUUGAGUGGAAUACUUUGCCGAAAAAAAUCGUAAGCGACUUAAUCCUAGUGAUGAUCAGAUCAAGCCGUCCCUCAACAUUGACUGCCGCAAAAAUAUUUGACCUCUCUCUUCAAGGAUUCUGUGAGGUCUGCAAAACGUCAGCGGCGUAUUUCAAUUUUAUAAGAGCGAUGACUACAUAAUCUACAUAUCAUCAUAUCGGUUACCGUUGACGCUGUCACAACACUCUAUUAAAUAAUAAAGCGUACUGCUAACAGUCAUAUAUGUCA